Messenger RNA from Sciurus carolinensis (gray squirrel), 788 nucleotides. It is a transcript of the gene Pfdn1, whose product is annotated as prefoldin subunit 1. Bases 85 to 453 code for a protein of 122 amino acids. Gene Ontology annotation, biological process: protein folding. The record is from RefSeq and is a predicted model, not a curated record. The transcript has 4 exons. Lineage: Eukaryota; Metazoa; Chordata; Mammalia; Rodentia; Sciuridae. Gene Ontology annotation, molecular function: protein folding chaperone. Gene Ontology annotation, cellular component: prefoldin complex; cytoplasm.
CGGACAACCAAACCUUAAGGCGCGCCCUUCCCCCACCCUCUUUCUAGCUUUCUCCCAGCACGCAGGCGCAGAGAGUGUAUCAAGAUGGCGGCCCCCGUGGAUCUGGAGUUGAAGAAGGCCUUCACAGAGCUUCAAGCCAAAGUUAUUGACACUCAGCAGAAGGUGAAGCUUGCAGACAUACAGAUUGAACAGCUAAACAGAACGAAAAAGCAUGCGCAUCUUACUGAUACAGAGAUUAUGACUUUGGUAGAUGAGACUAACAUGUAUGAAGGUGUAGGAAGAAUGUUUAUUCUUCAGUCCAAGGAGGUAAUUCACAAUCAGCUGUUAGAGAAACAGAAAAUAGCAGAAGAAAAAAUUAAAGAAUUAGAGCAGAAAAAGUCCUACCUGGAGCGGAGUGUUAAGGAAGCUGAGGACAACAUCCGGGAGAUGCUGAUGGCGCGAAGGGCACAGUAGGAGCCUCUAAGGGGAAGCUCUUCUCUUACCUCUCCCCUCCUGGCAAGGGUGGAGGGGCCUUUGCAGGGUAACAGUUUCCCUCUGCUUGGAUGGACAUUUUUAUCUGAAUGGCUUAACAACCCCACAUUUUCUGUAUUGUCUCAAACUCCUUUUAGGUCCCACCCUUUUAACUUUCCCCCGGCUCUGCCUGCUGUCCCUGCCUGGGACACUCUUCUCUCCUGGGAUGAGCCAUGAACUCCCAGAAGAGGAAAAAUGGGAGCCAGGGCAGAUAGGGAAGCACUGCCUGAUCCUGCUACUUGGCAGGCUGGUCAGGCCAAUAAAAGGCUUUUGUUCCA